AUGUCAUCCUGCCAUACUCCCCAAAGACAUCUAAAGCAAUUCACCGAGAUCAGCAUGGCAGCCUCAGAUCCCGAAAGACUUGUGACGGAUGACAACUUCCCUCCAGGGACAGUUCGCUUGUUGUCUGGUCCUUCGACCCUCAUCCUUGUGCCAGAGCCCACCACCGACCCCAACGAUCCGCUGGUAUGUCCGAAAAGCUCAUAA
Molecule: messenger RNA, 204 nt
Organism: Colletotrichum higginsianum IMI 349063
Lineage: Eukaryota; Fungi; Ascomycota; Sordariomycetes; Glomerellales; Glomerellaceae
Product: Major facilitator superfamily transporter
Exons: 2
Coding region: 1-204 (67 amino acids)
Source: RefSeq, a predicted model, not a curated record